AUGCGCUUCCGGACGCAGGCUUGGCCUGAGGAAGCUUCCACUGCUAUCACAUGCUUUACAAGAGGACUUGACCUUAGAAAAGAGACAGAAGAUGUCCUUUGCCCAGCAAACUGUCCUCUAUGGCAAUUUUAUGUCUUUGGGGAUGGAGUUUAUGCCUCUCUUUCCAGUAUCUGUGGAGCAGCAAUACACAGGGGGGUGAUCACCAAUGCAGGAGGAGCUGUAAGGGUACAGACUCUCCCGGGACAGGAAAACUACCCUGCUGUAAAUGCCAACGGGAUCCAGUCUCAGGUGCUCACUAGAUGGGCUUCGUCUUUCUCAGUGACUCGUACCAAGAACACAGCUCUUGAAGCACUUGGAAGAUCAACAUCAACAGCACGUCCUUCUACAGGUAAAAGACCUAAGAAGCCACUUGAUAAAAAGGCUGGAAACAAAGACUGUAAAGCUGAUAUAGCAUUUCUCAUUGAUGGAAGUUACAACAUUGGCCAACGUAGAUUUAAUUUGCAGAAAAACUUUGUUGGAAAAGUAGCUGUGAUGUUGGGAAUUGGAACGGAAGGGCCUCAUGUUGGAGUUGUACAAGCCAGUGAACAUCCAAAAAUUGAAUUUUAUCUGAAAAACUUCACUGCUGCGAAAGAAGUUUUGUUUGCAAUAAAGGAAUUAGGGUUCAGAGGAGGCAAUUCUAAUACAGGGAAAGCUUUGAAGCACACAGCUCAGAAAUUCUUCUCUUUGGAAAAUGGAGCACGCAAAGGAAUUCCCAAGAUCGUUGUAGUGUUCCUGGAUGGCUGGCCCUCAGAUGAUAUAGAAGAAGCUGGCAUAGUGGCCAGAGAAUUUGGAGUCAAUGUAUUCAUAGUAUCUGUAGCAAAACCCACAACAGAAGAGCUGGGAAUGGUACAAGACAUUGGUUUCAUUGACAAAGCUGUCUGUCGAAACAACGGCUUCUUCUCUUACCAAAUGCCCACUUGGUUUGGUACUACCAAAUACGUGAAACCUCUUGUCCAAAAAUUGUGUUCACAUGAGCAGAUGUUGUGUAGUAAGACGUGCUACAACUCUGUCAACAUUGGUUUCUUGAUAGAUGGUUCUAGCAGUGUUGGAGACAGCAACUUCCGCCUUGUGCUUGAAUUCAUCAGCAACGUUGCAAAGGCUUUUGAGGUCUCUGACAUUGGUUCCAAGAUUGCAGCUGUGCAGUUCACAUACGAUCAGCGUACAGAAUUCAGCUUCACAGACCACACCACAAAAGAAAAAGUCCUCUCAGCUAUCCGGAACAUUCGCUACAUGAGUGGUGGCACUGCUACUGGUGAUGCCAUUUCUUUCACAACCAGAAAUGUGUUUGGGCCAAUGAAAGAUGGACCUAACAAAAAUUUCCUCGUUGUUUUGACUGAUGGUCAGUCUUAUGAUGAUGUUAGAGGACCUGCUGCUGCUGCACAAAAAGCAGGAAUAACAGUCUUCUCUGUCGGUGUUGCCUGGGCACCUCUGGAUGAUCUGAAAGACAUGGCUUCUGAACCAAGAGAAUCUCAUACUUUCUUCACUAGGGAGUUCACAGGAUUGGAGCAGAUGGUUCCUGAUAUUAUUAGAGGCAUCUGUAAAGAUUUUUUGGACUCCAAGCAAUAAAGCAAAAAUCUGCUGUUGGAUAUUGCUACUUUGAAACUAAAAAAUCAUGAAACUGAAAUGGUCCCUCUAAAGUACAGAGGUUUUAUUCUUAUAUAUAUACUAUCAUAAUGCAAGGGAAGAAGGGCUACUUUUUGUUUCUGUAGUCAGUGAAGGAAUCUUGUGAGCUUCUUAGAAGUUGUGCUUAAAACUGGAAUGCAGGAUUGGGC
Molecule: messenger RNA, 1811 nt
Organism: Phaethon lepturus (White-tailed tropicbird)
Lineage: Eukaryota; Metazoa; Chordata; Aves; Phaethontiformes; Phaethontidae
Gene: COCH
Product: cochlin
Exons: 10
Coding region: 1-1605 (534 amino acids)
Source: RefSeq, a predicted model, not a curated record